Molecule: messenger RNA, 1632 nt
Organism: Lizanozyma spartinae
Lineage: Eukaryota; Fungi; Ascomycota; Pichiomycetes; Serinales; Debaryomycetaceae
Product: bifunctional fructose-2,6-bisphosphate 2-phosphatase/6-phosphofructo-2-kinase
Exons: 1
Coding region: 1-1632 (543 amino acids)
Biological process (GO): fructose 2,6-bisphosphate metabolic process; fructose metabolic process
Cellular component (GO): cytosol
Molecular function (GO): ATP binding; 6-phosphofructo-2-kinase activity; fructose-2,6-bisphosphate 2-phosphatase activity
Source: RefSeq, a predicted model, not a curated record
AUGUCAGCUAUCGAUUCCGAUCCAGAACAGGCUGAAAUUGAGCUUGUGAAUGGCUUUGGUGCAGAUUCGUUGGAGUCUACCCCCGUUCCUCAUGGAAGAAGAACGACCAAAAGAUGGUCCUUCCACAACCAUGGUAAACCUGUAUUAUUUGAUAAAUCAGGUGGAAAUACCAAGAGAAGAUUAAGUGAUAUUGAUAUGGUCCAUAAAGAGAUUGAUCCUUUCCAUAUUAGCCCAGCCCAAUUAUAUUCAACCGAGUCCGGAAGAUUGUUCCAUGCUGGUAAGAUUUGUAUAGUAUUAUGUGGACUUCCAGGAAGAGGUAAAACUCAUUUGGCUGUAUCCUUAACUCGUUAUUUACGGUGGUUAGGAGUUAAAACACAUUCCUUUCAUUUGGGUAAUUAUAGAAGGGCCAAAGCAGAAGCAGAUUUGGAUUUUGAGUUAUUCAUGCCCAGAGUUGAAGAUAAUGCCUUUAGACAAAACAUUGUAGGUGAAUGCAUUGAUGACAUCUUACACUUUUUUGAGAAUGAUAAGGGUCAAGUUGCAAUUUAUGAUGCUGUUAAUGCAUUACCUGAACAUCGAUUGGAAUUGAAUGAUAAGUUUGCUCAAUUAAAUAUCCAAGCUUUAUUCAUUGAAAGUUUGGUCACUGAAGAUCAAAUUAUUUCAAAGAAUGUUGAACAAGCAGCACGGUCUUCACCAGAUUAUAAGAACUGGGAUUAUGCCAAAGCUUAUAAGGAUUAUAGUGAUCGGAUUAAAGUAUUAACACCAUAUUAUUUGGAAAUGGGCGAUUUAGAAACGAAAUUGAGCUACAUUAAGUUUAUUAAUUUUGGUGAACGGAUAGAAUUACAUAAUUCCAAUUAUGGAUACUUGAUUCAAAAAGUUGUGUUUUAUUUGAUGAAUUCUAGAAUCAAAUCUGGGUCAGUUUUCUUUGCCCGGUGCUAUAAGAAUGACUUGGACUUUUCAUUUGAUCCUCCAUUGGAUUCUGAUGGUGAUGUAUAUGCAAAGAAUUUGACGGAAACAAUUUUACGUUAUAUGAAAAAGCAAGGGAAACCCUUGUCAUUAGUAAGUGAUCGUAAGGACAAAGAAGCGUUGUCAUUAGAUCAACGUCAUCCUACAGCUGGGGUUGACGGUACAAGUCACGACUCCUUUGUUGUAUGGACUUCAGUGAAACAACGUACAAUACAAGCCACCAAAUACUUGAGUCAAUAUACUACCAACAUCAGACAUAGGAUUCAAUUGGCACAAAAGAAUCCUGGUGUUGCCUUUGGAAUGACCGAGGAAGAAAUUAAAAAGGAGUUCCCCACCGAUUAUGAAAACUUUGUAAAGGAUCCAUACCAUCAUCGGUUUUCAAGAGCUGAAUCUUACCAUGAUUUAGCCAUUAAAAUUGAACCUUUGAUUUUGGAAAUGGAACGUAUGAGUGGAGACAUUCUUAUUAUUGCAGAUGAGACUGUACUUCGGGUAUUCUAUGGAUAUUUAAUGUCUUGUAACUGCUACGACAUUCCAUCUUUGAACUUUGCAACCGAUGAAAUCAUUGAGAUUAAAUUCAAUGCUUACUAUAAUUCAGCUAAGGUUAUUCCUAUUAAAGACUUUAGCUCUUCAGCCAACGCUCUGGCUCUGGUAUCACCUGAGUCGUUGUAA